GAACCAAAAGUCUUUUCACCCUUUGCGCACGUGCCGUAGAAUUUUGUGUGGGCUUUCUGCUUUUUAAAAUGGAUUUUCAUAGCCAAUACUCCAAAAGGCAGUUGAACGGAACCGUCUACAUUGCCUCACGACGCGUGCUUAACAAGACGCUCCGAUCCGAGUUGCAAAAUGGUGCCGGCGAACUAUAUCUGAUGUUCAAGGCACCGUAUGCCUCAUAUAACAUAGACGAGAUCGCUCGGGUGGCUAGCGAACUGGGUGAGAUCUUUGUAAUGCGCUUCAAGGUUGACUUUCAAUACAACAGUCGUGGAUUCGCCUUUCUGCAGUACAUCGAUACGUCCCUUCAGACGGAGGCUAUUCAAGUUUUAAGCCAGCGCUUCCGUGCUAUACACUUGGACAUUGCCAUAUAUCCAUCACGAAACGCGAGGGAGUUGAUCAUGCUGACAAAGGAGAGCCACGAUCCGAGUCCCUACCAUGUUUACCAACAGAUGCGCUCCUUGUGCGCCUUCAAAAGUGUCCGUGUCUACGAGUAUCGCCCGCGUAGGUACGCGCACAUAUUUGCCUACACGAACAACGAUGAGGCUAUCAAGGCUUAUCGGAUGAUCCGUGAAAAUAUGGUGCUGUUUGGCUCCACUGCCAGCAUCUCCUGGCUGCGUAACAACAGGACGGUGGUUAAGGACGACUUUGUCCCUUCCUGCUGCCAGAAACUGGACAACAAUCUCGUGCCCCCCAAUCUCAAGGCAUGCAAUUGUUUCACCUUUUCCCCCAAACAUGUAUCCCCUCGUUUGGAGAAUCGUUUAAUGGCACCUCGCGCUAAGAUAGGAAAGUGCCAGUGAAAUUGUUCAUUGUUUUCUCAUUGGAAUAAACGUACUACUUAA
Drosophila persimilis is the source of this 875-nucleotide messenger RNA. RefSeq lists its product as uncharacterized. The transcript is spliced from 3 exons. Gene Ontology annotation, molecular function: nucleic acid binding. The record is from RefSeq and is a predicted model, not a curated record. NCBI's taxonomy places the organism in Eukaryota, Metazoa, Arthropoda, Insecta, Diptera, Drosophilidae. Bases 69 to 833 code for a protein of 254 amino acids.